AUGGUUUUCUUCACAGUGAUCUUCGGAACGAUUCUUUUUGUGAUGUUACUCACAAAACUCCUUCAACCAAAGCCCAAAAGUCUUCUGGGACAAGUUGUGUUAAUAACUGGCGGCGCCAAUGGUUUAGGAAAGCAAUUAAGUAAAAGAUUCGCUAAGCUCGGUUGUAAAAUCGCAAUUGCUGAUUUAGACAUCGAAAACGCCAAAAAGACCGUAGAAGAGCUCAAAGCUUAUGGAUGUACUGGCGGAGCUUUUGCCUACAAAACUGACGUUUCUUCCUUAAGCGAUAUCGAAAAUCUUAGAACUUGUAUCGAGCGAGAUUUGGGCCCAGUGGAUAUGGUAGUUAACAACGCUGCGAUCCUCUAUUGCAAAUCCAUUGAAGAAGAAAAUCCAAAAGUACUUCAAAAGUUAAUGGAUGUUAACACUAUGUCACUUUUCUGGACGACUCGAGUUUUCCUUCCGGGCAUGAAAGAACGGAAACGAGGACAUAUUGUCGCAGUUUCUUCCGCUACCGCUCUUUUAGGUGCGCCAAAGCUGCAUGCCUAUACAGCUUCAAAGUUCGCCGUUCGCGGAUUUAUGGAAGCUUUGAAGGUAGAUCUAAGUGUUGAAGGACACAGCGACUACAUACACCAGACAACAGCUUAUCCAUGGUGGAUUGAAACUCGCGAGUAUGUAAAUCAAUUCACGGAACAAGUGUUCAAAUAUUGUUUCAAACUAAAGCCGGAAUAUGUGGCGAAAAUGAUCGUUGAAGGUGUGAUGCGAAACGAAAGGGACGUCACGAUACCGGGAGCUUUGUUUUACUUGGGAUACUUGAUAAACGUGUCGUACUUAACAAGUCUCUACAUGAAAUUCAUGGGAGUCAAUACGAAAGAGGAAUUGAUUAAUAAGAAACGACAACAACACGAUCAACAUUGUAGCAAAAAGUUCCUUUUACCUGCGAUAGCCGCAAUUCAUCAGCAACAAUAG
Molecule: messenger RNA, 963 nt
Organism: Culicoides brevitarsis
Lineage: Eukaryota; Metazoa; Arthropoda; Insecta; Diptera; Ceratopogonidae
Product: estradiol 17-beta-dehydrogenase 11-like
Exons: 3
Coding region: 1-963 (320 amino acids)
Molecular function (GO): oxidoreductase activity, acting on the CH-OH group of donors, NAD or NADP as acceptor
Source: RefSeq, a predicted model, not a curated record